AUGUGCAACGACGACAACAAUAGCCCCACCCCCCAGCCCCCACCAGCUGGCGCCAUCGCGGCUGAUGAGUUCACCGACGACAAUUCCUCAUUGAAUGGUGGUAGCAUCGCGUCGUCCACCUCGACUGUAGCGGCCUCGAUUCUUGAAUCUAGACUAGAGAACGGGAGAACGUACCACAAGUACAAAGAAGGGAAGUACUGGGCACCUAACGAUGAGAGAGAGAAGGACAGACUCGACCUUGUGCAUAAUCUCUACCUUUUGACUUUUGACUACUAUCUCGGAACUGCGCCGCCAACUCGAGAGGACUCGAAAGUCGGUCGCGUGCUCGACGUCGGCACAGGCACCGGCCUCUGGGCAAUCGAAUUCGGAGAGGACCACCCCGAGGCUGAGACGAGCUUCUCUUGCAGAAUCGCUGAUGAGAUUAUUAGCGUACCUCCGAAUGUUCGGUUCGAGAUCGAUGACAUCGAGGAACCAUGGACUUUCAGUGAGCCCUUUGACUACAUUCACAGCAGAAUGAUGAAGGGCAGCAUUCGCGACUGGAAGAAGUUCCUCCAAAGCAGUUUUGAUAACCUCAACCCUGGUGGAUAUCUCGAACUGAACGAUAUCGAUUUCUUCCCCUUGUCUGAUGACAACACGAUUCCCGAGGACAGUAAGCUCAUGAAGGCCUUUGGGUAUUGCUUUGAGGCUCUCGAAAAGAUGGGAUCGCCUUUUGAAGAGUUUAGCCGCUUCGAGACCCUGCUCGCCGAGGUUGGAUUUGAAGACAUUCAGGUGCAGCGUUUCAAGUGGCCCACAAACACGUGGCCCAAGGAUAAAAAGCACAAGGACCUGGGCGAGUGGAACCUCGAGAACCUUUCGCCCAACUUGGACGGUCUUCUCAUGGCGCCGCUGACGCGAGCUCUGGACAUGAGCCAGGCAGAGGUCCACGUUAUUGCGAUGGAGGCUCGUAAGGAGCUCACGGAUAGACAGAUCCACGCUUACUUCAAUGUGUGGUCGAUUCAUGGACGCAAACCAGCGGCGGCGGCGGCGAACUGA
This is a messenger RNA of Colletotrichum paranaense, 1032 nucleotides long. RefSeq names its product methyltransferase domain-containing protein. The transcript is spliced from 8 exons. The record is from RefSeq and is a predicted model, not a curated record. The coding region runs from base 1 to 1032 and encodes 343 amino acids. Lineage: Eukaryota; Fungi; Ascomycota; Sordariomycetes; Glomerellales; Glomerellaceae.